GAAAGCCUCAAGGCCACUGCGACCGGGGGGCUAAUUCGUCACCUACCGCAAUUUCGCGUCUAUCCGAGAAUGAUUUAUCCCCUUUUCCCUUUUUGUGGCCUAGUCGAACGUCAGCAUAACUGGAGAGUACGGAGUAUCACCAGCUCCUUCAGCUCCUGUGGGCGUCGUACGGAGCACGGUACUCCGUACGGAAUGUGAGGCAUCCCAGGCUAUGAGGAAACCGUUGGUACCACCCAAAUUUGCGUCGAUCCCUACCGACAGGCUUAGCCGGCGCAAUAACAUCGCGAUCGGGGUUCAUUAUUACUUUCCAGAAGAAAAUGCGCCUUUGAAUACCACCGUCCUUGUACACCACCUGUGUCAACAAGCAAUACACGCCCCCCGGGCCUUUUCAACACACUCUUUUUUCUCUUCCUUCACAGGAAUGAUAUUUACGUGAGGCAGUGCCCGCGCGUUGUCCAAGGGAAUCAGUGCACCCUGCUGAAAAAUUUCGCCUGUCGUUCGUUACUUCUUACAUUCGUUUCAUCCAAAAUGGGUCGUCAAUCGUUUAUGUCGUACUUGCUGUUGGUCUUUUCGCUGGGCAGCAGCGAGGUCGCGUCGGUCGCCAUACAAAGAGCUCCGAGACUGAACGUACGCGCGACGAAUGGUUAUUCAUUGCCGCAGAACGACUCCAAUGCCUUGUUGAGGUCGACGGAUAUCGAGACAAAGCAAGCCGGGUUCUUGUAUGGCCCUCCGGUCGCCGGUGGACCGUUCUUCCCAUCGGGAGUCUUGGGCGUGGCGAGGGCUGCGGCCGAUCAAGUCGAGAUUCAGCUCGACGAAGCACCGAUCCUCGCAGCUACCGCCGUCGACGCCGCCGACAGUACAUUGUUUGCAUUACAGUACAACGGCUUGAAGACCUUGGACGACUACAAGUUGUUGUACGAUGGUCACUGGAAGAGCUUCCUCCCACAUGGUCCCGUCCCGGGUAUCCUGUCCAACUACACCCAGGACCUGCUGUUCUCGAUGGAACGACUUUCCCUCAGCCCCUACCAGGUCAAGAGACUCAACCCUGCGUCGGACACGUUGCAAUUCACCAUCGACGACGCCACCGCGACGAACCUCACGGGCAUGACGCUCCAGCAACUCUUCAGCCAAGGUCGUCUCUUCUACGCCGACUACCGGGACCAGAAGGAGCUCACCCCGACCUCUCGCUACUCGGCGGCGUGCGACGCCUUCUUCUACAUCGACCAGAAGACGGAAGAGUUCCUGCCGUUGGCCAUCCGUACCAAUGUGGGCUCGAACCUGAUCUACACUCCCGCCGAUUCUCCCGACGACUGGCUUCUCGCCAAGAUCAUGUACAAUGUCAACGAUUUCUGGUUUGCCCAGUGGAACCACCUGGCCAGCACCCACGAGGUCGUGCAGAUUGCCUACAUGGCCGCCAUUCGAUCUCUGAGCGACCAGCAUCCGGUCUUGGCUCUCCUGAACCGCAUCAUGUACGAGGUCUACGCGAUUCAACCUCUCGCCGCGACGUUGCUGUUUUUGCCUGGGGCCGUCGUCGACCAAGUCUUUGCCUACACGGGCACGUCGGCCCAAGACUACUCGACCAACCUGUACAAGAACGCCGGCAGCGGUCGGUUCCAGUCCAAUUACUUCGUGACCGACCUCGAGAGACGUGGGUUGGUCAAUUCGGAUUUUGGCCCGGCGUUGAAGAAUUUCCCGUUCUACGAUGACGCCUCGACCAUCUACGACGCCAUCCACACCUUCAUGACUUCCUUUGUGGGAUCGUACUACUCUUCAGACUCGGACGUCACCGCCGACAAGGAAAUGCAAGCGUGGGUGACCGAGGCUCAAGGUCCGGCUGAAGCCAUUGACUUUCCCGAAAUCAAGACAAAGUCUGAUCUGGUUGAUGUUUUGACUCACAUGGCACAUCUAGCAUCCACCUCACACCACACCAUCAACACCAACGAAUUGAUCAGUGUCAGUUCGACCCUCCCUUUCCACCCACCGUCUCUGUACCAGCCACCACCAACGACAAAGGGAGCCUCGAAUUUGGCUCAAUACCUCCCUCCACUGGUCAAGGUAGAAGCUCAGUUCGGUUUUGCGGCUCUCUUUGCCCGUCCAUUCUUCGUCGGGUCAAACCGUACGUUGAUGAACAUGUUCAAUGAUCAACCGAUGUUGAAUCGUAUGAACCCGGCCACCCAACAGGCGGCUUCGACCUUUUUCAACACCAUGCAACAGUUUAGCGGACAGGUGUCGUCUCGUAACUUUGACUCGAACGGUUUAAGUCAGGGUAUGCCUUUCUUGUGGCAAGCUUUGGAUCCAAACGUGGCUCCAUAUUCUAUUACUUCUUGAAAAAAAGAAAAAGAACAUGUUGUGACGGUUUACCCUAUGGAGAACAUGUGGAGGAGGAUAUAUGUGACGUUUGAUUUGACUGUGAAGAUAUACAUGUGUGUUGUUGUAAGGUAGUUGAUGUCUUGUGCGUUCUACCAUUCAUUCUCGAGACAAAAACCGGAGAUGAACAGUGUAAUGAGCAUGGUCUAUGGUCUUGUUUGUCUUUUCUGUUCCGAACUUGGAGAAUGUACUCGGAAAAGCUGUCUUGCCUCCGAUCUUUGUGUCCUCUCUGUGUAUUGUUGUAUUCUAU
Messenger RNA from Exophiala oligosperma, 2617 nucleotides. RefSeq lists its product as uncharacterized. The transcript is spliced from 2 exons. Gene Ontology annotation, molecular function: metal ion binding; oxidoreductase activity, acting on single donors with incorporation of molecular oxygen, incorporation of two atoms of oxygen. The coding region runs from base 529 to 2328 and encodes 599 amino acids. Gene Ontology annotation, biological process: lipid oxidation. The record is from RefSeq and is a predicted model, not a curated record. Lineage: Eukaryota; Fungi; Ascomycota; Eurotiomycetes; Chaetothyriales; Herpotrichiellaceae.